This is a messenger RNA of Boeremia exigua, 2508 nucleotides long. Its product is annotated as heat shock 70 kDa protein. Bases 377 to 2314 code for a protein of 645 amino acids. Gene Ontology annotation, cellular component: nucleus; cytoplasm; plasma membrane. Gene Ontology annotation, biological process: vesicle-mediated transport; cellular response to unfolded protein; protein refolding. NCBI's taxonomy places the organism in Eukaryota, Fungi, Ascomycota, Dothideomycetes, Pleosporales, Didymellaceae. Gene Ontology annotation, molecular function: ATP hydrolysis activity; ATP binding; ATP-dependent protein folding chaperone. The record is from RefSeq and is a predicted model, not a curated record. The transcript is spliced from 2 exons.
AACGGCAGCAGAAAGAAUGCACAAGAAGCUUCAGCGCGGCUCGAUGGGUCACAACAGCCCGCAAUCGCCUUUAGUGUGAAUGAAACAGGGCCAAGUACCUUCAGGAACAAUCAGGCAGCGUCUCGAUGUGGGUCACAGCGGCUGCGCGCCAACCAGAAGGUUCCGUGAAGUUCUUGGUCUACGAGAUUCCACGCGCUUCUCUACAAAAAUCUGUCUCGCCCACGCUUUUAAAAGCCCACCCCGCCGUUGCUCUUCCACGUCUUCAGAACAUCAAACAACCACCAAAGCAAAGCCUCACUAUAAUCAAGUCACCGACUUGUGAGCAUCCAACAGCGUUUCCUUUCUUUGAUACCCCACACUACACAUAACCGCAAUCAUGUCUGCCAUCGGUAUUGAUCUCGGUACAACCUACUCUUGCGUAGGCAUCUUCAGAGAUGACCGCAUUGAGAUUAUCGCAAACGACCAGGGUAACAGGACGACACCGUCGUUCGUUGCCUUCACCGACACAGAGCGCCUCAUUGGUGACUCCGCGAAGAACCAGGUCGCCAUGAACCCUAUCAACACAGUCUUCGACGCCAAGCGCCUCAUCGGCCGCAAGUUCGCCGAUGCUGAGGUUCAGGCUGACAUGAAGCACUUCCCCUUCAAGGUCAUUGACAAGGCUGGCAAGCCCGUCAUCCAGGUCGAGUUCAAGGGCGAGGAGAAGACCUUCACACCCGAGGAGAUCUCCUCCAUGGUCCUCGUCAAGAUGAGGGAGACUGCCGAGUCCUACCUCGGUGGCACCGUCAACAACGCCGUCGUCACAGUCCCCGCCUACUUCAACGACUCGCAACGUCAGGCUACCAAGGAUGCUGGUCUCAUUGCUGGCCUCAACGUCCUCCGUAUCAUCAACGAGCCUACCGCCGCUGCUAUUGCCUACGGUCUUGACAAGAAGACCGAGGGUGAGCGCAACGUCCUCAUCUUCGACUUGGGUGGUGGUACAUUCGAUGUCUCCCUCUUGACCAUUGAGGAGGGUAUCUUCGAGGUUAAGUCCACCGCUGGUGACACUCACUUGGGUGGUGAGGACUUCGACAACCGUCUUGUCAACCACUUCACCUCUGAGUUCAAACGUAAACACAAGAAGGAUUUGACCUCCAACGCUCGUGCUCUUCGCCGUCUCCGCACCGCCUGCGAGCGGGCCAAGCGCACCCUUUCUUCGUCUGCCCAGACCUCCAUCGAGAUCGACUCCCUGUUCGAAGGUAUUGACUUCUACACCUCGAUCACCCGUGCUCGUUUCGAGGAGCUCUGCCAGGACCUCUUCCGCUCCACCAUGGAGCCCGUCGAGCGUGUCCUUCGCGAUGCUAAGAUCGACAAGUCCACCGUCCACGAGAUCGUCCUCGUCGGUGGAUCCACCCGUAUCCCCAAGGUCCAGAAGAUGGUCUCUGACUUCUUCAACGGCAAGGAGCCCAACAAGUCCAUCAACCCCGAUGAGGCUGUUGCCUACGGUGCUGCCGUCCAGGCUGCUAUCCUGUCCGGCGACACUUCGUCCAAGUCCACCAACGAGAUCCUCCUGCUCGACGUCGCGCCGCUUUCUCUCGGUAUCGAGACCGCUGGUGGUGUCAUGACUGCUCUUAUCAAGCGCAACACCACCAUCCCCACCAAGAAGUCUGAGGUCUUCUCCACCUUCAGCGACAACCAGCCCGGUGUGCUCAUCCAGGUCUACGAAGGCGAGCGCGCGAGGACAAAGGAUAACAACUUGCUCGGCAAGUUCGAGCUGACCGGUAUCCCGCCUGCGCCCCGUGGUGUUCCUCAGAUUGAGGUCACCUUCGAUGUUGAUGCCAACGGUAUCAUGAACGUCUCUGCUCUCGAGAAGGGUACCGGCAAGACCAACAAGAUUGUCAUCACCAACGACAAGGGCCGUCUCUCCAAGGAGGAGAUCGAGCGCAUGCUUGCUGAGGCCGAGAAGUACAAGGAGGAGGAUGAGGCCGAGGCUUCCCGUAUCUCCGCUAAGAACGCUCUCGAGUCCUACGCUUACUCGCUCCGCAACACUCUCUCCGACUCCAAGGUCGAUGAGAAGCUUGAUGCUGGCGACAAGGAGAAGCUCAAGGCUGAGAUUGACAAGACCGUCACCUGGUUGGACGACAACCAGACUGCUACCAAGGACGAGUACGAGUCCCAGCAGAAGGAGCUUGAGUCUGUUGCCAACCCCAUCAUGAUGAAGUUCUACGGCUCUGGCGGCGAGGGUGGUAUGCCCGGCGGCAUGCCCGGUGGCGCUCCCGGAGGUGCUGCCCCCGGCGCUGGCGGCGAUGACGGCCCCACCGUUGAGGAGGUCGACUAAGCGGAUCGCUUUGCUGAGUCUUCUUCUUCAUUUUUUCGAGCAUAGACUUCUUCUUUUGGGCGGUCUUCGGAGUUUAUGGCCGUAAAGGCCCUUUCACGGUUUCAUUUGCAUCAGACGCGUUACGAUAAUGACUGGAAAAGUUUGGUGGAACGCAUGUGAUGAUAUAUCCCGAGUAGAAUCCACAUAAUUACUUC